Rangifer tarandus platyrhynchus (Svalbard reindeer) is the source of this 1059-nucleotide messenger RNA. The record is from the annotation of a GenBank genome assembly. NCBI's taxonomy places the organism in Eukaryota, Metazoa, Chordata, Mammalia, Artiodactyla, Cervidae.
AUGAGAGGGCACGGACGUUGCCCUGGGGAUCACGGGCCGGCAGCGCCGCCCUCAGGGUCUCGCACCGUCUCUGCGCGGACAGUUCUCAAGUGUGCCCGGAGCACCUCCCCCCACCAGCCCCCGGCCGGGCCUGUGGCAAAGGACUGCCGGGAGGAAGCAGCUUGUGGCCUCUCGGGCCCCACCCGCUGCCCCCCAUCAGGAUGUCUUAGUAGUCUGCUGCUAGGCUGUCUCGGGGCCCUUGAAGAGCUCCAGCGAGCUGUGGUCCCCAGACCUCGGGGCCUGGCGCCCCUCAUGCGGAAACCACAGCUGUACAAAACCAGGUGCCGCGGGGCAGGUAGCAAGCUCAAUGCGGAUGAAAUCCGGAGAGAAAAAAAGGUGUCAACCGAGAACGACAGCAACAGGAGCUGCAGUGGAGCAACACGCUCCCAGGAGGCAAGAUCCUCCAGGAAGACUCACAGCUCUCCGAAGGCGGGAGGAAAUCCGCCCCGAGUGAUGUCACGGUACUGGACCCAGACACCAUACUGGGGUGGAAUCAGAAGGCUACAAUUUCAAAUAAGAAUUAAGCAGUCCUCUCUGGGGCGGGAGGGAGCUGAAAUCACAGGCAUCUUCCUGAGUGAGCGGCCCCUGCACAUACUUUACGUGGAUGGGGUGGAUGGGGCACCCCAGGGGCUGGUCCAGGAGUGGCUGUUCCUCGUCUACAGCGGCACUGGCCUGGAGCCGGCUGCCCGGGGCCUGAGCGGCCAUCACGGACACCGAAGGUCUUUGUGCUCAGUUACUCAUGUGAUACCUGCUGCUUCCUAUGGCUUGUCCAGUUUUGGGGUUGUCUUCCGCCAGUCACGGUGCUCCACACCUUGGGCAGCUGGAAGUGGGGAGGCGAUGCUGACCGGGCUCCGGGGCAGCACCAGAACCCAGAAGCACUGGGUCAGCUCCUUCGGGGCCCAGUUGGAACCACUGAGAGCCUUUAAAGGCCGAGGCCCCCACGAUGGGCGUUUCAGCUCUGCCACCAGUUUGGAGCUCCUGACCCUGGUGGAGCGCGGCCUCCCGAACGCCUGCGCCUGA